Messenger RNA from Rhea pennata, 2118 nucleotides. RefSeq names its product RAB3A, member RAS oncogene family (gene RAB3A). The coding region runs from base 96 to 758 and encodes 220 amino acids. The record is from RefSeq and is a predicted model, not a curated record. Lineage: Eukaryota; Metazoa; Chordata; Aves; Rheiformes; Rheidae. Gene Ontology annotation, molecular function: myosin V binding; GTP binding; GTPase activity. Gene Ontology annotation, cellular component: synaptic vesicle membrane; axon; synaptic vesicle. The transcript has 5 exons. Gene Ontology annotation, biological process: calcium-ion regulated exocytosis; protein secretion; regulation of exocytosis.
CGCGCGCCGACGUCAGCGGAGCUCUGCAACCGCCGGGGCGGCGCGCGCCGCUGCUGCAUUUGCUGCAGGAGGCGCGGCGCGAGCGCGAGCUGGAGAUGGCGUCCGCUACCGACUCCCGCUACGGGCAGAAGGAGUCCUCGGACCAGAACUUCGACUACAUGUUCAAGAUCCUGAUCAUCGGGAACAGCAGCGUGGGCAAAACCUCCUUCCUCUUCCGGUACGCCGACGACUCCUUCACGCCCGCCUUCGUCAGCACCGUCGGCAUCGACUUCAAGGUCAAAACCAUCUACCGCAACGACAAGCGCAUCAAGCUGCAGAUCUGGGACACCGCCGGCCAGGAGCGGUACCGGACCAUCACCACCGCCUACUACCGCGGCGCCAUGGGCUUCAUCCUCAUGUACGACAUCACCAACGAGGAGUCCUUCAACGCCGUGCAGGACUGGUCGACCCAGAUCAAGACCUACUCCUGGGACAACGCGCAGGUCCUGCUGGUGGGCAACAAGUGCGACAUGGAGGACGAGCGCGUGGUGUCGUCGGAGAAGGGCCGCCAGCUCGCCGAGCACCUGGGCUUCGAGUUCUUCGAGGCCAGCGCCAAGGACAACAUCAACGUCAAGCAGACCUUCGAGCGGCUGGUGGACAUCAUCUGCGAGAAGAUGUCGGAGUCGCUGGACGCGGCCGACCCGGCGGUCACCGGCGCCAAGCAGGGCCCCCAGCUCACGGACCAGCAGGCGCCCCCGCACCAGGACUGUGCCUGCUAGGGCCCGGCGCCCCGGCCCCCUCCGGUACCGCCGGCUCUCGGUCCGUGCGUCCCGCCCCCUCCCCGUGUCCGUAGUUCCUCCCCACCCUGGGGUUUUUUUUUUGGGGGGGGGGGGGGGAGCGGCAUGGCUUUUGCUGCUGAUACCUCGCAGGCUUUGCCCUCGGAGCCUGCCCUGUCCCCUGCCCCGAGUUAAGCUGUGCCCCCCACCCCUCCUUAUUUAUUUUUAAGCCCGGGAUGGUAGGAGAAGAGCUCAUCCGAGUCUGCUUUCAACUGUUCUACAAGCCUGACUCCGAUAUAUACAUAUAUAUAUAUAAAAAAAAUUGAUUUCCGUUGUUUGCCCGUCUCCGGCUCACAGGAAGGGUGGCUGGGAGCGGUGGCGGCCGAGCUGGUGCCGCGGUGCUUCCCGCUCGCCGCCGUGUCCCGAGCGGAGCCGGGCGCCCGCGCCGAAGCCCUGCCGUGGCCUGGGAAGGGGCGGCUGCGCCGGGAACGCCGCGUCCCGGCCGGCGGCCCCCCUCUCCCGCUCGCCGGCCCAGCCGCCCUCGCUCCCCGCCUGCCCGAAGAGCCGCUCGGUUCUCCUUGCUCUGUGGCUGUCCCCUUGCCCCAGAUGGAUAUAUUAUUUCAUAACUCUUGUUUAUUUGUAUAAAUAGAUGCUAAUUUAUGCUCCUGCUGUCUUCCUCCUUGUACAUAUAAAGAACAACAACAAAAAAACCCUCCUUGUAAAUAGAAGUAGGAAGUGACACUGUGUGUGUGUGACCUGCCGUGCUGUGGCUGUGUUGGUGCAUUUAUUUUAAUCAGUGUGGUAACCUGCUUGUGAAUAUCCCUUUUAAAUCUAUUAUUUAAAGGUUAAAAAAAAAGGAAAAAACAAAAAAACAAAAAAACAAAACCCCAAGGCCAGCAAAGCAAGCUGUAGCAAACUAGUCCCAGCUCAGCGGCCGUGACCAACGCGCAGCUCCUGGGAGCGCAUGGCCAGGAGGAAACCGCUGCCGCUUCCCGAGCGAGCCGGGCUCCGCGGGCUCGGAUGAGCAUUGCUGAUUUGCUACAGAGCGUUUGGCUCCUUGUCUGUUAAUAGAGUAAUGUGCUUUUGUGGAGACUGUGAAUAAGUGGAUAUUACUAUAGCAAUGACUGACCCGGAGGUCUUGCUUCCCUCUAUUUAUUUUUCUUGGAGCGCCGUGUCUUUAUUUUACAGGUCCCCUGACCACAGUAUCCUGUUCCCCCCUUCCACCUUCCUAUUUUUGUGAAGUUUACUUAUGGAAGAGUUACACUGUACUGUACAAAUGUCAAAAGUGUCAAAAGAGUACAAUUUCCUAAAAAUCACUGUAUUAAAGAAAUGUUGUGAAGAAAUAAAUCAAUGCUGAUCACCA